Molecule: messenger RNA, 699 nt
Organism: Cylindrotheca closterium
Lineage: Eukaryota; Bacillariophyta; Bacillariophyceae; Bacillariales; Bacillariaceae
Source: the annotation of a GenBank genome assembly
AUGAGCAGUAAGACACAAGUUUCCACUCCUUCCAGACCCCGGACGUAUUCCAGCGAAAGCCCAAACACACCCCAACGUUCGCGGCUGAACUCUCGGGACAUGAGUCAAUCUACCCCACAGCGGGCCCGAUUGAAUUCUCGUGACAUUCCAAGAUCCUACUCUGGAUUGUACGGAGAGGCAGGAGAUGAUUUGCUGCCUUUUGAACUAUCACGCAAAGAACACGUUGAUUGGCUGGAGACUGGAGGCAUAUUGUUAUUGUGUUGCUACGUGGGAGGAGUUGCAAUUGUGGAAGUUUUGGCUUUGGCAAUUUUGGAAACGCUGGAAAACCACACACUUCCGCUUUACUGGAGCUGGACUUUCACCAAUGGGGCUCACACCAUACUUUCUAUUAUCUACUUGCAUUGGAUGAAGGGAUCCUUGUUUGAUGAACAAGGAGAAAUGGCAGCAAUGACACUGUGGGAACAACUAGAGGGCCGAUUUGGUGCAGCGGCAGCACGAAGAGUUUUGACCGCUAUUCCAACAUUGCUGUGCUAUGCAGCUUGUCAGUUCUCCAAUUACGAACGCACUGUCUGUUUGACAAAUGUCGCGUUGUGGUUGCUCUGUAUCCUUGCAAAGCUGCCAUUUAUGAACGGGGUUCGGAUUCUCGGAAUCAACACAACCACUGGCAUUGAUGAUGACUUCAAUGGGAAACAAGACUAA